GAGCCUACUGAGCGAAGAGGUGCCGCCACUAGCUAACGUAUGCGUGUGCAUCACAGCUUUGUUGUUUGUAUCUUGGCAGCUGAAUGCUGAUGAAAAAAAAUUGCCAUGACUCAGCGCCGAUCCAACGUCUCCUCCUCGUCAAUUAUUAUUACCUUGCAAUGUGCGUGGCUGGUGUUCCUCCAUGCUCUAGUACACGCAGCUUGAAGGUCGGGAUUCUCGAAGAAGUAAACUUCGUGUCCAGGGGCAUGUCCACAUUUUUUUUAGCCAUGGGUGACCACCAUCCCCAAUGCACGUUUACUGUGCAAUAAUUGUUGCAUUUGAAUGUUUGAUAUGGCGCAUUGGAUUGACAGAACAGAACUGUGCUUCUUCCCGCCGCCAUCCUGUGCAUCGUUUGUGAACGUGAUGAAGGUAGCAUUCCCUGGCACCGAAUCUGUGCUUACACCAACUUCUUCCUCACAGUGGUGUGCCGCAGUUGCUAUUUAUUUCAAAGCCCCUCUGUCGCCAAUGUGGUAUUUGGCCGCUAAUACAUGAAGUUGGUAUACUGCCAUUACUGUGUCCAAGAUCCCUCCUGCUCAUCAGUUGUGAUCAUUCAGAGAGAAAGGCAUUGGCAGGGUCUGGCAGCUCCAAGGUUGAGGGUUAUGGGUCUCAUUCGACUGCGAAUCGUGCACUUUUUAGAUCCUUGGACAAUUAGGGCUACACCGUCGGCCUGAGACAUACCUCUGGUCUCUAGUUUGUGAAGGUUUUAGAAGGGUUUUUGGAGAUUCAACAAUCACGAGAAGGCUCCAGUCGCAAUCACCAUCCUCAGCGGCGGGUUCGGUAGUUGAAAACCCUACGUCGUGUGAGCCGUCGUAAUUAUUGGUAGUUUCGUUUCGACAUUGCCACCGAAGUCUGCAUGGCGUAUGAAAUUUGAGGAGUAAUCGGAUGUCGGCGAAAGUGAAGUAGUAGAUGGAGGAGACAGCGGAGUGGAGCCCGCUGAAAUGGGAGCAGUUGAGAGUGGUGGGAAAGCCACUCCUGAGUGUCGCUGCGUCCGGAGCCACACCCCUGUUGUGGGCUGCGUGCAGAGCUCAGCCUUGCUUGGUUCAUAUUUUUUGCGAUACUCAACUCCAGGAAAUAUGGAGGUUUCCAGCAGAUCCAGUGUUCCUGUUGAUCGGGUCAGGAUCACGCCUAGAAGGCGAAGGUGGACGUACUGAAUGCAAUGCUCGUCUGGUGGUCAUCACACGAGAUGGUUGCAUUUGGGCUGUCCAACUUUGGAAGACAAGCAACAGCACAAGAAGGCUUUCUAAGAGGCAGAAGACCCAGAAUGUGGGCGAGAUUCAGCGAAUCAAACCAGCUCUUGCUAAAACUACCAUUGCCAGGGCUACAUCUGCAGCUCCACCUGUGCAAUCCCAGCGUCAGGGCCCUCCUGGUGAUGCGAUUGCGAAAUCACCCUUUUUAACAUGUUGGAAGGAGGUGGCUGUAGAAACGUACACAGCAGCAGCAAGAGCUAAUGAGGUGAAGAACGUGUCAGUGGUCGACACAUUGCUAGGAACAAUUCCUGGUGCAACAGUUGCUGCGUUUGGUCCCAACGGCUAUGUAGCAAUUGCUUCACAAGCUGGAUCUCCUGAGCUGCUGCAUUUCAACAGGCUCGCUGCAACCAGCAUUCUAGGUCAUUCAGAGGGUCCAGAUUUUCGAAGCUGUGCUCCAGUCUUUAGAGGAGAGCCAACAUGUCUGCUCGUCGUGACAUCUGUGCGGCAUAGCCAGACCAGCGGACCUCGAGAAGGCCAGGCCGUCAUAUCUCAAGACCUCCUUGAAUCUCUCUUAGAUCCAAGUGCCGGCAUAUCGGACUGUAAAAGCUUACUUAUUCAAGGAGGUAUGGAUGGCAAAGUCUACACCUUUCAUCUGCAGGAAGGAAAAUCAGCUGUUCCUUCUCCACAUGUAGUCUUUGAUUUCCACCAGCCAUUAGUGGCAAUAAUCCCUGUGGAUUAUCCUCCUCCUACUACUAGGGGCCGUUGUAGCCGAAUCUCAACAACUCAAGAAUGUAACGAAGCCUCUGGGCCAAAUUGCCUCAUUGUGGUAGGACUGUUGGGGCAGGUUGCUUUUCUUUCUUCUGUGAAGGAUCAAACUACAUUAGAGGAACUAGAUGAUUUCCCCUUCCUUGCACGUCAUACGCACACUCCUGUUGGGGAUGAGAGCAAGUGUCGUCCUUCGAGUACUCUAAUGACGCUCGUUAGUACAGAGGGCAUUGUGAGUGGACCAAUCACAUCUGCUUGUCUGGUGGACGGAGCCCGUCUAUGCUUCAAUGCUGGCUCAACGGUUUUCAUCACAGAUAAUCUUGGAUCUUUUAUGAAAGGUGGUGGUGGGAUGGGCGAUGCAGUCCAGGAUCCAAGGAGCAGCUCAUCUAGCAUAUCGAUACUACCUUCUCAGCGAGUUCCUGCCUCCAACAUUGUUAACAUUGGUGGACCAGGUCUAUUUACUUACAAAGGGAGCCAUCCACUAGUCGUUUUGACCAGAGCUGGCAGCCUGUUGAGUAUCAAAGUAUUCAAGCAGAUUACGUCACCAGUUUCGGCUAUUAAUCCUGGAGCCGACACGCAUCAGAAUGCUCCAAACGCUUGUUCUGGGAAGUCUGUGGAAGAACUACUGCAGUCAAUAGCAGAUGCUGAAUCUUGCAGGGAUGUCAUACAAAGUCAUGAACAAGCUUUGGUCCUUGCAAUGAAUGAACUGGCCCUUGCCUUGCCUAGGGCACGUGAUAUUGCCACUGAUAAGAAAAAUCUUGGCUUCAAGUCCGGCAUCCGAAACAAUAUCCUAACGAGCAAUGAGGAAUCUGCACCAGCCAACGCAGGGCUAAGUUGUACACUAACUGCUACUCCUGCUCCGUCAAAUUCUCUUGUAGGUGACCAGUUAAGUUUUGGAGGUAUUGGAUCUGGUAGCUUGAGGAAACCCUCCAGGUUUGCAGCUAAAAACAUGUAUCAUAGUUUUAAAACACGACUUGACAUUACCUUGAUAAAUCGUACUAGAAAUCCUCUUUCUCAAUACUGGUCUUUGAUUCUGGAGCUGCAAAGUUGUCUUUCAACUGUCAAUCCAACUUUUCAGUGCUCCUUCACUAUAAACAAUGGCCAUGGCUUACCCGUUGGUUCUCAAUGGGAACAUAGGAUCCAUGUAAAUCUUCCUGGUGGUCCAUGGGGUCCAGUCAUGGCUACUGUAUACCUCUGCCACAUUCACGACUCCCAUAAGGCUUUAUUACAGAAUUUCAGAAGUUCUGAUAGAGGGAGAAAUGGGCAUAAGCUUGAAAGAGUAUCAAAUGCGGCUUGUGUUGUUCUUUUACGUCAGCAGGUUGAUCUCUUCUCUUUGCUUCAGACUCAACAAUCAACCCUGGGCCACACUUCAUGGACACCUACACUUCGCGGAAGUGGUAAUUUGAGGACAAGGAUGCCUUCCUUAGCAGGCACGAGAGAGAUCGAAAUGUUGGACUUGGCGGACCUAGAGAUGCUAGGGUCAUUUUCUGGUGAUGUGGCUUGGAGUUCCCGUCUUGAUGGCAUAACUACCAGCAGAACCAUCAAUAGCGCCGUUGAUUGGCAAAAGGUCUUCCUCAGCCAUGUUCUACAGCAGCCUUCCGCAGCCUCGGAACGGACGAGGUUGAGGCUGGUGUCGCAGGGAGGAGGAACUGUCUCAGUCUUGAUUGAUAGACGAGCAGCACAGGAAAGUGGGUCGCAAUCAGUAGUAAAUAUUCAGACAUCUUGCCUUCAGCUGGGGGUCUUGUUUAGGGAAGCCUUACUGUGCCAAAUCAUGGAAUUAGAGAGCGAGGCCCUUGGUGGGAUCAGAAAGGAUGGGAUCUUGCACCGUAAUAAGAGCAGAGAUUUCACAGGAAUGUUGAAGGAAGUUCAGGCCCUUGCUCACCGUGGAAGGGAAGCUUUGAAUCUGUGGAUAAAGUUUCAAGGGCUCCGUGCAGCUGCUGCUGAAGAUUUAUUGAUGCCUCUACUGGAUCACACCUAUGGUAUAACUGGCCAACUGAUCCAAGCGUACAAGACUCACAGGGAGGAAUCAUCAUUCACCCCGCCCUAAAAGAGUCCACUCCAGGCACUUGAGUUGUGGCAACAAGGAACAGUUUUUGGAUAUUCGACUGUACGGUAUAAGAAGAGUGGAGGAUUGUGAAACAACUACUUGUGCUUCUAAAUCUGUAGUGGUAUUAUGGCUUCUAGGUGUUAUCAUACGAGCGAUCCAUUCGCACCCACAUGGGCCACCACUGUCAAUCGUUGAAGUUGUCGAUCAUAAUUGAUGAGACAUUGAACUGGUGGCUCCGUGCCAGUUGCCACUUUCAUAUGGAGGCGGCAAUUGCGCGCGUGCCCUAGUUCUCAAUGUCAGCAUUAGCGGAAAUUUAAUGCUCUUCUUUGCAUUGUUUCCAUCAAGGUAUACAACAAAAUAUGUUGCAAUGA
Messenger RNA from Physcomitrium patens, 4409 nucleotides. The record is from RefSeq and is a predicted model, not a curated record. NCBI's taxonomy places the organism in Eukaryota, Viridiplantae, Streptophyta, Bryopsida, Funariales, Funariaceae.